Molecule: messenger RNA, 868 nt
Organism: Mytilus californianus (California mussel)
Lineage: Eukaryota; Metazoa; Mollusca; Bivalvia; Mytilida; Mytilidae
Exons: 6
Coding region: 8-595 (195 amino acids)
Source: RefSeq, a predicted model, not a curated record
CAGAAUUAUGUGUCACAUUGCAUCAAUUUUUGUUUUUAUCAUUAUCAGACAGACUUCAUGCAUCAAAGAUGAUGGAACAUGUAUACGAAAAGAAGAAUUAGGAGGAAAACAUUAUGUAAAUCUUACUGUUUGCUGCGAUAAUUACGAACAAGACAAUAACAAAUGCAUUGAAUGUGCAGUUGGUUAUACAUCAAAAUCCGGUUUUCCAUGUGAGCAAUGUUCGAUGAAAACAUAUGGAACAAAAUGUUUAGAUCAGUGUGAAUGCACAGUAGAAAAAUGUGAUCACGUGAGAGGGUGUACCAGUGAAUCCCCCUCUAAUGAAAGUAUCUCUGUAAACAUAACGAUGGAAAGCACCGUAUGGUUGCAGACCUCUUGGCCUAGAACAGUAACAGACACAUAUGGAUAUUCUUCAGGUUUACUUGUAUAUGUAAUUUGUGCAGGAUGUGUGACAUUUGUUAUAACACUAACGGGAAUAGUGAUGAUACAUAAGAGGAAAAGAAAACGAAGUUAUUUAACAGUUCACCAUCAAGUUAACAACAGUACGAAUCAACAAACACAGGACUUGUCUGAUGAGCAAUAUACAACAAUUUUGUAAAUAAUUGUUAUGAAAAUGCAAAUAUAUUAGACAGAGCAUACGACAUUCGUAAUUCACGUUUUUAAGCAGUGUGUUGCGUCUUUUUUGUCUAUGCCAUUGCAUUGAAAGACGUGUCUUUAAAGUACACAAAUCAUUAUAAGGGCUGUUUUUGCGCGAAACAAACUUAUUUCAUUAGCGAUGACCAAAUUUAAAAACAAGAUGAGUAUUUAUAUGACCUACUUCAUGUAUUCAAACGUACAGCGUAUCAGCUAAAAAAAUAAAUUUUCCGUUGAG